Molecule: messenger RNA, 599 nt
Organism: Mercenaria mercenaria
Lineage: Eukaryota; Metazoa; Mollusca; Bivalvia; Venerida; Veneridae
Exons: 6
Coding region: 92-532 (146 amino acids)
Molecular function (GO): calcium ion binding
Source: RefSeq, a predicted model, not a curated record
AUAACACAUGAGCACUAUGGGUCAUAUAUAAAAGCCCUUUUCUAUUUCAGCACUGUCAUAGCGCUUCUGACUCUACAUUCAGAGCUACAUCAUGAAGGUUCUAGUGUUGUUCUUGGCUUCUGCAAUCUAUGUUGGGGCAAAUCAACAUCAUGAUUUAGCAACUGUUGCUCAUAUGGUGGUAGCCGAUGCAGACACUAAUCAUGAUGGUGCCAUAUCGGUCGAGGAGCUAAAACAUGAGCUUAUUGCAAAAUGGGACCGUGACGCUAACCCAACUGACAUGCGUGUGUCAAAACAUGACUUCUUGACGCAAUGGACGGCACGUUAUGGGGAUUUCCACCAUGAUGCCAGUGUGUUCUUUGACAAGCUUGACACAAAUAAAGACGGCCAACUGUCGGAAAGUGAUUUAUUAUUCCACAUAUUCACUUUGGACCCAGAUCUGAAUGGUUUAGUGACACCUCAAGAAUUCGAAGCCUUUAUCAUGAAGAAUCAUCCCUGUGGGCACCAUGGUAAAUUUGGUUGUGGAACUGCAUAACAAGAUUGUUAUGUUUCAAAUAUGAGCAUUCAUUACGUAAAUGAGCAGAUUAAAUUGUCAACAAAUA